This is a messenger RNA of Hymenoscyphus albidus, 1579 nucleotides long. The record is from the annotation of a GenBank genome assembly. NCBI's taxonomy places the organism in Eukaryota, Fungi, Ascomycota, Leotiomycetes, Helotiales, Helotiaceae.
GAUUAAGCUUUCUCUACAUUGCGGUCUUUCAAAUCUAUACAUCUGAGAAAGGUGUUAGAUACUCGUGGUAAUGCAGAUACACUCACCUAUUCCUGACUGUGAUGGUGUCGAAUUGUUGGACAAUCGGGAGGGUUUGAUGAGCGGGCCUAUCAAUACACCCAUUAGUGAGUAUCUAAUAAGCAUAUCUCUUCUGUAGCUUUUCUGACCUUAAGACUAUAUAGGGACGCAAGGACUAAUACCACUUCUUGAGAUUGAAUUUCUCGAAUUUGCUUCCAACUACAUCGACUCAAUCAGUGAACUUCUACGCCCCAUCAACUUGAAGAUUCACGACAAUCCAGAACUCAACUACAAAGAGUUCAUUGCACACGAAACAUUGACCAAUUUCAUGAAAACACAAAAAGGGUGGAAAGUCACCCCGUCUGCAUAUGGAUUCGCGACAGCGUUCACUGCGGAAUACGAUAGCGGAAAGGAAGGUCCUGUUAUUAGUUACAAUGCCGAAUACGGUAUGAUUCGCUUAUAUCACUUUAUUGACUAUCUUCUGACCACAUCAAGAUGCUCUUACAGGGAUUGGAAAUGCCUGUGGGCACAAUUUGAUCGCGAUUUGCAGCGUUGCCGCCUCUCUAGCGGUUGCUAAAGCCAUUGACACAUUAUCUCUUCCAGGAAAAGUCAUACUGUUUGGCACACCGGCCGAAGAAGGUGGUGGUGGGAAAAUCAAGCUUCUGGAGGCCGGAGCAUAUUCCGAAAACAAAGUCGACAUCAGCUUAAUAUCUCACCCGGGGACCGUCCCUGCUUCGGUCCUCGUAGGGACCAAUGCGUAUGUGAAUUUUAAAGUGGAAUAUUUUGGCAAAGAAGCACACGCAGCGGCUUGUCCAUGGGAAGGAAUCAAUGCCCUCGACGCCUUGAUUGUGGCCUACAAUGCGUUGAGUGUACUCAGACAGCAAACCAAGCCUGGGGAUAUCAUCCAAGGUCACAUAACGAAUGGUGGGAGUGCUCCUAAUAUCAUCCAUGCCUAUGCAGCGGGAAUAUUCGUGGUGAGAGCAUUAAGUAAAGCAAGACUGGAGGUAUUGAAGCAGAAGGUUGACAAAUGCUUUGAAGCUGGCGCUGGAGCGACGGGGGCAACGCUAAAGAUGACAAUACUGAUGGGAUAUGAUGACCAUGUUCCCAACAAAGCUCUUGGGGCAGUUUGUAGAGCUGCUAUGAAUAAACUCGGGGAAGAAAUUCCCACAGCAGAAUUGGAUUUGAUUCGUGGGGCAACGCAAGCGAGUACAGAUCAGGGAAACCUCAGCUAUGCAAUGCCAAGCUUGAGUUUGGGAUUUCAGAUUGAAAGCGAAGAAGGACCACAUAACCCCGGGUUUGCAAAAGCUGCAAGGACGCAAAAAGCCCAUGACGCUGCGUUGAAGGCUGGAAAGGCACUGGCUGUGACAGGUCUGAUGGCCCUGGUUGACAAGAAGUUGUUGAGAGCAGCGAAACAGGAGUUCCGGGACAUUGAAGUAUUAUAAGAGUGUACGAAAGUACAAAGUAGGGUGGAAACCUUUCCCGUGUUAUAAAGUUCGUAUAAAUGAGUAAAUAUUGAUUCUUU